Molecule: messenger RNA, 309 nt
Organism: Ustilaginoidea virens
Lineage: Eukaryota; Fungi; Ascomycota; Sordariomycetes; Hypocreales; Clavicipitaceae
Exons: 1
Coding region: 1-309 (102 amino acids)
Source: RefSeq, a predicted model, not a curated record
AUGUUGGAUUUAGGACUGGCAUGUCUUUACUUUUGCGUGCGUGGCUGCGAUGGACGGCAUGGAGACAGCACGGGACGCAGACCACCAUCGCCCACACGACCGCUCGAGCGUUGUUUCCACGAAUCCGCGCUGCAAGCACCACAUCCCGCCGCAGGCACCCGGCACCCACGCCCACACCUCUGCUCUCUGUCUCUCUCUCUCCGGCUUCUCGACCCUCUAACCCAUCUCGAACCAAUCUCGAAUCUCGAAUCUCGAAUCUCAUCUCGAAUCUCAUCUCGAAUCUCAUCUCGAAUCUCAUCUCGAAUCUAG